AUGGUUCUGAAAAAUAAUGUUUUGGUUUCUCUUGCAUCAGCUGGAAUUUUGAGCGGAUUGGAAAAUGACAAAAGGUACAACCAGCUGAUCGAAACAAUGACUAUGGCAAACGAAAACUUCUCCGCAGAAACAUACUGGGCUUACGGGUGUAACUGCUUGAUGGGCGAUGGAAUUUCUCAAAACGGCCAUGGUCCGGCUAUCGAUGAAAUCGACACUACUUGCAAAAAAUACAAAGACUGUAUCAAAUGCGUCAAAAUGGAGUUUGGCGAAGAAUGCAUAAACAACGAUUUCCGCUACAGAAUCAGACAAACUGACAGCGGAAAAAUCACGUGCAAAGAUGAUGGCGAAACAUGCAAAAGAGCAAUUUGUGAGUGCGACAAAAUGUUUGCCGAGUCGCAUGCUCUCGUUGCUGAUCAGUACAAUCAAGACUAUCACAUGUUCUACUCAAUGAUCGGCUGGAAUCCGGAGGAGCAGUGCGUCAUCCCAGGACCUUCAUCCACGCCCCAGGUAAACCAACAGUGCUGCGGCCCGGCGGUGGGACCAAAGUCUAUUUUCAACACUGCUACUGGUAAAAAAUGCUGUGCUGACGGGACAAUCCAGACGAGUUGCGAUGGCGAACCAGUUUAUCCUGAAGAACCUUAUUGA
Oikopleura dioica is the source of this 645-nucleotide messenger RNA. The record is from the annotation of a GenBank genome assembly. NCBI's taxonomy places the organism in Eukaryota, Metazoa, Chordata, Appendicularia, Copelata, Oikopleuridae.